UGGUUUUUUUGUUGCGUUUUCUGUUGUUGUUUGAUUUGUUUUGCAACUCGACUUUUUAUUUGCGAACAGUUAUUUGCAGCCCCCACUCCCCCUCUCCCAUUCCCUCGUUCCCAAUUCCUCCCCCCUUUCCACCUCCACGUCGCUGAUGCCUCUGCAAAAAGCAGAGUCAAGACGGCUCAGUUAGCAGCAUGUCUCGUCGAAAGCAAGCGAAACCCCAGCAUCUCAAAUCGGACGAAGAGCUGCAAGCGGAGGUAGUUUCUGAGCACGCAGUCCCAGGAGAAGGAGCAGAUGAUGGUGAUAGCGGAAACGAGAGCAAGAGUGGAAGCGAAGAAACCAACAUUUGCGAGAAGUGCUGUGCAGAGUUCUUCAAGUGGACAGACUUUCUGGAGCACAAGAAGAACUGCACUAAAAACCCCCUGGUGCUGAUCGUGAAUGAAGAUGAAGCAGCUCCACCCCCUGCUGAGGAGUUCCCUGAGCCCUCACCCGCUAGCUCUCCUAGUGACCAGGCAGAGAGUGAAGCUGCUGAAGAAGGCGUCCAGGGAGAAAACAAUGAUAGCUCUGAAAUAAAAACCACAGAAAAGGAAGAAGAGCCAAUGGAGGUAGAAACUUCUGCUGAGAAAAGUUUCAAGAAUCAAGGCACCUCAAACACAGCUACUCCUCUACCUCAGAUCCCUGAACUAUCUUCCAUGACAAGCUAUAACAUGCCAAACACCAAUGUUACGCUAGAGACUCUGCUGAGCACUAAAGUGGCUGUUGCGCAGUUCUCACAGAGCGCACGGACCACUGCUUCUGCGAGCAUCAGCAGCGGAGUGACGGCCGUGGCUAUCCCCAUGAUCCUGGAGCAGCUCAUGGCCCUGCAGCAACAGCAGAUUCAUCAGCUCCAGCUAAUUGAGCAGAUCCGCAGUCAAGUGGCGAUGAUGAACCGCCAGCCACUACGGCCAUCCCUCAAUACAAUUGUGGCUGCCCAGGGUGGUCCCGGGCAAGCAUCGAACCAGCUGCAGGGAUUUGCCACCGGCGCAGCAGUCCAGCUCACUGCAGUCAUUCCUUCUGCCAUCGUGGGGCAGGCCACCAGUGGUCAGCCUGCUGCCUUUGAUGGCUCUCAGCACAUCUCAAGACCUACAUCUGGAGCAAGUACGCCCAGUAUAUCCAGCAGUGGUGCUUCUGCCCCACCUGAAUCAAGCAUACCUUCCUCCUCAAAUGCAAUUACAUCCAUAACUGCUGUUUCCGUGUCAAACGCUCAUAACAGUGCUUCGCAGCCCCAGAAUGCUUCAACUCCACCUUCAAUAGGACAUGGAAGCCUCACCUCAGUGUCCAGCCUGCCAAACCCACUUCUACCUCAGACUUCAUCAAAUAGCGUGAUCUUCCCCAAUCCGCUGGUUAGCAUCGCUGCAACAGCUAAUGCGCUAGAUCCUUUGUCCGCCCUUAUGAAGCACCGCAAAGGAAAGCCACCAAAUGUGUCAGUGUUUGAACCCAAGUCAAGCUCGGAAGAUCCCUUUUUUAAACAUAAAUGCCGAUUUUGUGCCAAGGUCUUUGGAAGUGACAGUGCUUUACAAAUUCACCUCCGCUCGCAUACAGGCGAAAGACCUUUUAAAUGUAACAUAUGCGGAAACCGCUUUUCCACAAAGGGCAACCUGAAAGUUCACUUUCAGAGGCAUAAAGAGAAAUACCCUCAUAUUCAGAUGAACCCUUAUCCUGUUCCAGAAUACCUCGAUAAUGUGCCCACCUGCUCUGGAAUACCAUACGGGAUGUCACUGCCCCCGGAAAAGCCAGUCACAACAUGGUUAGACAGCAAACCUGUUUUACCGACUGUCUCAACUUCCAUUGGGCUGCAGCUGCCACCCACUAUACCUGGUGUGAACAAUUACGGAGAUUCUCCAAGUAUCACUCCUAUGAGCAGGUCACCCCAGAGGCCUUCCCCUGCCUCCAGUGAAUGCACUUCUCUAUCCCCGAGCCUCAACACUUCUGAGUCGGGCAUUCCAGCUUCUGCCGAAUCCCCACAGCCUGUUCAGAGUGGCUCAUCUCUGACCAAGGCAGAACCUGUCACUUUGCCUCCCACGAGCACGCGGCUCGGGGACCUUUCUGCAGGUGGGCAAGUUUCCACAGCUUCCACGUCUUCAAUUCCAUCUGCUGUUACAGACAGCAGCGUUGCAACAAGCCUCCCAAACCCUGUGCUUCCAGCAGUAUCUGACCAGUUCAAGGCAAAGUUUCCAUUCGGUGGUCUGCUAGACUCUAUGCAAACGUCAGAAACCUCAAAACUACAACAGCUAGUGGAGAACAUUGAUAAGAAGAUGACAGAUCCAAAUCAAUGCGUCAUUUGUCACCGUGUGCUUAGUUGUCAGAGUGCUCUCAAGAUGCAUUACAGAACACAUACAGGAGAAAGACCAUUUAAAUGCAAAAUUUGUGGACGUGCCUUUACUACAAAAGGCAAUCUAAAAACGCAUUUUGGAGUUCAUCGAGCGAAGCCACCACUUAGAGUACAGCACUCGUGUCCCAUUUGUCAGAAGAAAUUUACAAAUGCAGUUGUUCUUCAGCAGCACAUUCGUAUGCAUAUGGGUGGGCAAAUUCCAAACACGCCGUUACCAGAGGGCUUCCAGGAUGCCAUGGACUCAGAGCUUUCCUAUGAUGAGAAGAAUGUUGACACACUGAGCAACUUUGAUGAUGACAUUGAUGAAAAUUCUAUGGAAGAGGACCCAGAGCUAAAGGACACUGCAAGUGACUCAUCCAAACCCCUUAUCUCAUACUCUGGGUCAUGUCCUUCUUCGCCACCUUCUGUGAUCUCCAGUAUUGCUGCUUUGGAGAAUCAAAUGAAAAUGAUUGAUUCUGUUAUGAACUGUCAGCAGCUGACCAGUUUAAAAUCCAUAGAAAAUGGAUCAGGAGAAAGUGACCAUUUGAGCAAUGACUCCUCAUCAGCUGUUGGUGAUCUUGAAAGCCAGAGUGCAGGCAGCCCUGCAAUGUCAGAGUCUUCUUCCUCCAUGCAAGCUUUGUCUCCUGUAAAUAGCAAUAGUGAAAGUUUCAGAUCAAAGUCCCCAGGUCUCAGUAACCAGGAAGAGCCACAAGAAAUACAAUUAAAGACAGAAAAACCAGACAGUCCACCACCCGCAACUGAAAACGGAGGAGCAUUAGAUCUGACAUCCACCAACCCUGGAAGACCGGUCAUCAAAGAGGAGGCUCCUUUUAGCCUGCUGUUCCUGAACAGAGAACGUGGUAAGUUUAAAAGUACAGUUUGUAAUAUCUGUGGCAAGCCUUUUGCUUGUAAGAGUGCAUUGGAAAUUCACUACCGCAGCCAUACUAAAGAACGUCCAUUUGUUUGUACAGUCUGCAGUCGUGGGUGUUCCACUAUGGGUAAUUUAAAACAGCACUUACUGACGCACAAAUUAAAAGAGCUGCCUUCUCAGUUAUUUGAACCCAACUUUACUCUAGGUCCCAGCCAAAGUACUCCUAGCCUGGUCACCAGUACAGCACCUACCAUGAUCAAAAUGGAAGUGAAUGGUCACAGCAAGCCGAUCUCUUUGGGUGAGGUUCCCUCGCUUCCAGCUGGAAUCCAGGUUCCUGCUGCACCACAGACAGUGAUGAGUCCAGGGAUCACCCCUAUGCUGGCGCCCCCCCCUCGCCGGACUCCCAAGCAGCACAACUGUCAGUCGUGCGGGAAGACCUUCUCCUCAGCAAGUGCACUGCAGAUACACGAGCGCACCCAUACCGGUGAAAAACCGUUUGGUUGCACAAUCUGUGGUAGAGCUUUUACCACAAAGGGGAAUCUUAAGGUUCACAUGGGAACUCACAUGUGGAAUAACGCGCCUGCACGCCGUGGCCGCCGCCUCUCCGUGGAAAACCCCAUGGCUCUGCUCGGUGGCGACGCGCUCAAGUUCUCUGAGAUGUUCCAGAAGGAUUUGGCAGCUCGGGCCAUGAACGUUGACCCCAGUUUUUGGAACCAAUAUGCUGCAGCUAUCACUAACGGACUUGCUAUGAAGAACAAUGAGAUUUCUGUCAUACAGAACGGAGGCAUUCCUCAGCUCCCAGUAAGUCUAGGCGGAGGCGCCAUUCCGCCUCUAAGUAACCUUACCGGUGGCAUGGACAAAGCUCGCACGGGCAGCAGCCCUCCUAUUGUCAGUCUGGACAAAGCAAGUUCUGAAACGGGAGCCAGUCGUCCAUUCACCAGAUUUAUUGAGGAUAAUAAAGAGAUUGGCAUAAAUUAAAAGCAUUCAUUCUGAAUAACUGUUGGACUGCUACUCGACACAACACUUGUCCUGUUCCAUGUACAGCUUUUGAAGCUAAGCAUUAGUUUCCUGACCUAAAUGCAUAGGUUCCCUUUAAAGUUUUACCCAUAGCAGAAAUACGUAACUUUGUGGCUGCUGAAAAGUUGUCUUGCAAGAUUUGCAUGGUACUUCUUUCAACAGUGAGUUUGACUGUUACAGAGAACUUUGAAAUCUUUUAAUUUAACAGAACACAAAAAAACCCACAAACAAAUCAUGAGAUAACUUCAUUAGACACAGAAAGAGGCUAGUCUACGUCUACUUUGCUUCUUACAAAACUUACUAUCACCUGAGAAAGGGGGGCUUCAUUACAGCAUUCUGUCUCACUUAUUUGCUGGUUUUGUUCAAAUUAGUUAGCAACUUGGACUAUGGUUUUAGGAAUCUUAAUCUUGAAUAAGUGAUUUAGUACCCCAAUGCUGUGUAUUAUUACAGUAUCCUUGUCUGUAGUAUUUAUAAUGUUAAGAUUAUGCGGGUAACAGACAAUAUACUAGCCCCAAACUUAAAUGAAGCUUUUGUACUGCAAAAUACAUCUGGCUAUGUGAUUUUUUCCUUUUUUUUCUUUUCUUUUCUUUUUUUUUUUUUUUUUUGUAUGUUUGGUUGGUUGGUUGGUUUUGGGUUUUUUGGUUUUACUAUAAAUAAGUGGUUUAUUUUAAUGCAGGCAAAAUUGUGAAGUUUUAUUGGGAAAGAUAGCAUGCUUUUCAUGUGCAAGUACCUGUCAGUAACAAACCUUUUUUUAUUUAAAUAUUUGUAGCUGCUAUGUGGACAGUUGUUCUAUUAAAUGAAAAAAAAAAAUGUAGUGUGGACUUUAGCUCAAUGAUUGGAAAGCAAGUUACAGACAAACCUGAGCACCGUAAAUUAUUCACAACAUUAUAAACAGUUGUGAGUAAAUACUCCAUGUUAUCAAAGCUGUACAAUAAAAAAGGUAAUGUUUGUAUAAUGUGGUUGCAAACUCUUAAUUUAUACUAUUGCACUUUUAGUAUUUUGUAUUAGGGAGGUUUGUCUAUAAUUUGAAACUGAACAAAGAUGUAAACUAUUUUAUAAAUAGUACUUUGGCUUAAGGAAUAAGGAGGAGAACCCUUUUGCAGUUUCUUGUUUUGUUUUAAGGUUGAACAAUGAGAGAUCUCUAUUAACUAAGCAGAAGAGUUGCAGAGAACUGUCAGAUCCUUAGGAAAUAUGGGGCCUGCCAUUUCUUAAAUAGAAAUGAUUCGUUUAACUUUCCUACAAAGCCCACUUAAAAGCGUGACCACACCCCACAGAAUUUUGAUACAUUUAUCUUAGGAGUGUGAUAUUAAUACAAGUCUAGGAUAGAGGAAGAACAUUGUGUAGGCUUAAUUUUACUGUAAUCUGUUCUGUCUCUUUCACACAUACCCACGAGAAACAUGUUGACUGCCUAAUAACAUGGGAACAAAAUAAUAACUUUUGGGCAGCAUGAGCAGUAGUAACAUACAAAUACUCUGUAUUUAUUUCCAACUCUUGCUGAUUAUCUUCUCAGAUUGCUCCAAAGCACAAUGUACUCUGAUUAACCGAAUACAAUUUUAUGUUAAUUGCAUUGUUUAAAUUACACCAAGUAAAUAAAGGGAAAGGUUCCACUCAUAAGCUAGGCUGGGGAUGCUGAGGAGACUGGGGCUUAAUCAAAACUUGAACAGUAAAUGUUUUGUGUACUACCUCAUUUUUGUGCAUUACAAGCAUGGUGGAGUUGACACUAUGAACUUCCGUCCAGUAGAACUGCUUAAGGGACGUUAUGGGUAGCUGGGUAACAGCGCAAGGAGUUUUAUGCCCCUGAAGAACGAAUCAAAUUGUGAGGUCUUCUCAGUUGAGACUGAAAAAUAGGACAAUCUUAUACAACAAAAACCAUUACUGUAAGAGGAUGGACUAUUUCUGCCAUCAUGUAAUGGAGUGAAAAGAGGUUCAAAGACUUAUUAGCUGUUUGUUUCUAUUGGAAAUGAACAAUGAACAGCUCCAUUUUCUACAGUGAUGAGAUAGGGAUAUAUAGAUACCUCUAUCUAUAUAUAAGCAAAAUUAUGUAUUUGUAACACCUCUGUAGUGUAACAUCUUUUUUUUGCCACAGUGUGUGAGUGGUUAGGGGUGUUUACAAGCAUUGGAAAAAAAAAAAGAAAACUGAGGUGGCUUAAUGUUGCUGUAUUUCAGCAGUUGAAUGUUUUUAUUUAUCUGUGUCUUUUUUGGUGUGACUUUUUUUUUUUUGUUAGUAUUUGGUACCAUGUAGUGUUAUCUCUAUUCCCUAAAGGAUGUGUAUAACUUAAAAAAAGGGAAAAAAAAAAGAUAAGAAAAAAAUUAAAAAGGAAAAAAAGAAAAAUAUGUAAAGUGUUGUAAAUAAGAUGGUUGAUGAUGGUACAGUAAGACUGACCCCAUUUUGUAUUCAGGGUUAGGUCAUUCCUCUCUGCAUGGUGAAGAGAGACACUAUUUUUAUACUGUGAUACCAUGUAGGGCUAGGAGCCUCCCUGAAACAGCUGGGAAUUGUUACCUAGAUCCAAUAUUUUUUAUUAUUAAAUCUUGUUGGCUUGACACAUCUACUGAUUGAAAUGGAUGUCUUAGUCUAGGUUACUAUUUUUGUCAUAUGGAAUUGAAUAAAAUGCAGGAUGUAAUAUAAUUUCUGAAUUGCGUUCCUUGAUUAUUCUAAUAACAGGGCAAGAUACACGACUAAGGUCACCUGUGGUAGAUUGGUGUCAAUGACUUCUAAUCGUCGCAUCUGAAAAUCGGAAUAAGGUCGACACCUUAUAUUCAAAUGCUAUUCUAAUAUAUUAACAAUGCAAAGGGACUGAAUUACUGAAGUUUCUUUUCCUAUGAAAAUAAAACCUAAAAACAUUUCUCACAAGACAGUAGAACAAAAAUCCACUGUAUUUUGGAGGGGGGGGAACAGUCUUUGGAGGGACUACUGUUUCAAAUUGACUGCUUUCUGAGCACUGAUACACCGCAUGAUAAAAUUUGGGAACAAAUUUAUCAGGAGCAGCUCAAAUUCUAAAAUUUUUGAAAAAAUAAAAAAUUGACAACUCGCAUCCAUUCAUUCCAAAUGACAUAUCCUGUACGUUUAAACCCAUGGCUUUGUUUCUUCUUUUUUUCCAGCAUCCUGAUUUAUCAAAGAAUGUCUAACUUUAACCAGAUUAUUUUUUCACAUUGCUUUAAAUGAAAGUAUUUCAUAUAAGGUUAGGCAUGUGAUAAAGUAUCUCCUGCAAAAAAGCUGUAUGUUGAGUAACCUUCAAGUUGUUAUAAUCCGGUGAUGAAUGCCUGCUGCAUUUAAAACGGACAAAAGAUAAAUAAAAGAGAAAAAUCUGUAUUAAUCAUCUUUCAGUGGCCUUGUUAUGAAGAUAUUCUGUUUUAUAAGACCUACCCAAAGAAGGUACGAGUUUUCUCCAGUGCUUCAAUGAUAGGUUUGUGCUUGCGUUCCUGCACGCAUAUCAUCCCUGAACCUUGUUGUGAGAAAACAAGAUAUGGAAAAGAGGAGGAAAGCAAAGAAAUCCUGAUAGUUCUGGUUCUGUUCAAAACAAAAGAGGAAAAUUACCUGCCCUCCCCUCCUUGCAAAAAAAAAAAAAAAACUGAAUUAGAAUAGUAUCUAUUUUAAAAUAUGCAUUGGUUAUUUUUUUUAUUAUAGGGAAUCAUUGAAUAAUAAAAUGUGCUACAAAUGGUCAAAGUCUGCUGAAUUACAGAGCCAUGUAGGAAUUCUAUAUAGUCAGAAAAAUUGCUGGUUACAGUUUUUUGAGGGGAGGGUUAUUUUAUGAUACGAGAAUUCCAGCAAGGCUUUCAUACUCUUUACUUAUAUUUUUUUCCCAUGAGUUACUAGAAAGCAUUUAUGUCAAAGGAUUGACAUAACCUACUUUUUUGCCAUUUUGUUUUUUUGGUUUUGUUUUCCUUUUACAUAUAUAAGCCCUCAAUUUAGUAUUUGUUACUCUACCUAUUUUGUCCUUUCUAUCUUGGCAAAUACUUUGCUUUUCUAAAGCUGCGUUUGUGCUGUGUUUGUGUUGCCUUUAAUUUACUUCUCUGCAUGUACUCUGUCAUUUGGAAAUAUACUGUUUUAUUUUUUUCCUUUUUCUCUAAUUCUGCAGAAGUCAAAAGAGCUACCUGUAUUUUACAUCUCUGUGUAAUACUAGCAUAAUGAAUGAUGAAGUCUUCAGUGAUGUCAGGUAUGUGCAUAGUUCACAGGAUUGGCUAACAAACAUGCCAUUCUCGCUCUUUCCUCCAGAUGAAGGCAUGAUGUUUGUUAGUGUUGCUGGUAUAGGGCAAAUACAGACGGUCAGGAGGAUGGAAGUCCUUAUGCUAACUUCAUUUGCCUGCUUUUAUACCACUGAAACUCCAUGGGCUUCUGUGGAGAUACUCCAGGUUUAUACUGGUGCAAGAGGGACUGCUUCCACGUUCAGAUGUCUUGCUUUACUUUACAUGUCAUCAAAACAAUGACUACUUAUAUAGUAUAUUAAAAGUAUGUCUAGGCAAAACCAUUCUGGACUUUUAUUUUUAAAAAAGAGGGAAAUGAGAAUACAUAUAUAUUUUAGUACAUACCACAGGAUUAUCCUAGUUUUAAAGGAGGUCCUGAAAGUUGAACUGAAAAAAACCCAGAUUACUCUGCCCCUUAAUACAGAAUUUGAUAUAAUCAUAUGAAUAAUCGGUACUUUUUCACAUAAAUGAGUAAAAACUUGUAACUUUUAUGCAUGAAAGUAGAAAAAUGUGAGAAUCUUGCUACGGCUGUCCUACACAAGACAGGCACUCACAGGGAAUCUACUUUUGUAGAUACUAAACAUAUCAGCAGAUUUAUGAGAACAAAAAUAGAUGUUUGUGUGUGUUACAUCACCAGUGCAUAGUAUUUUAUUUUUUCAGAAGGGAGAAUGUUUCAAUCAGGUGACAGAGUGACAAAUGUGAAAGCCAACAGCUUUCAGCAGUGCCACUGAUGCAUUUUAGGGAUGUGGGCAAGUCACUAAUUAGUCUCUGAUUCUGCUUGAGAAUUACAUACUUCUGGGGCCUCUGGGAAUCAGGAAUUGAUCUCCCCAUUGCAGAGUCAGCUAGCACCUUGUAGUGUUGGGAUGAGUUGCCCCAUCAGCAAAGAUGGGGUAGUACUUUUGUACCUACCUCACAGGGAUGUUGUGAGGAAUAGUUUUAUGCUUGUACAGUGUUUCAGAGAUGGAAAAUGCUCGGUAUUCUCGUUGAUUUUAGAGAGUUUACAGUACAUGUACUGUUAUUUAUUAUUUGUACUGCAGUAGCACCUAUAGGCUCCAGUCAGGACUGAUAGGCCUUAUCCUAAAUGUUGUACACUCACUGACUUGGAACUGAUAACAAAGUUUUACUCAGUAACAUUUUUUCCAGUGGAGGCAUUUCAUUAUCAAGUAUCCAUUUGAUUACUAUAAGGUUUAAUUCAAUUAUUUAGGUGUUCAAAUUGAUUAUUUGUUUUAGACUAUGACAGAGAUUAUUUGGUAUCACAUUUUGUUUUGAGCUUGUACUGAUUUUCAGAAAAAGUGCACCGAUUUUCUAUGGAUAAUCUAGAAUCAAAUCUUGCUAUCACUGGAAUUCUACUGUAUUUUGCUAUUAAAGCUAGACAUUAAAAUAAA
This is a messenger RNA of Neopsephotus bourkii (Bourke's parrot), 9799 nucleotides long. It is a transcript of the gene SALL3, whose product is annotated as spalt like transcription factor 3. Bases 189 to 4193 code for a protein of 1334 amino acids. Gene Ontology annotation, molecular function: DNA-binding transcription factor activity, RNA polymerase II-specific; RNA polymerase II cis-regulatory region sequence-specific DNA binding. NCBI's taxonomy places the organism in Eukaryota, Metazoa, Chordata, Aves, Psittaciformes, Psittacidae. The transcript is spliced from 3 exons. The record is from RefSeq and is a predicted model, not a curated record. Gene Ontology annotation, cellular component: nucleus. Gene Ontology annotation, biological process: regulation of transcription by RNA polymerase II.